AAAUCUGAUGACUUUUAAAUAAAUGUGAGAAUUAAAAGAAUUUAUUAAGACAGAAACAAAACAAAAAAUAAUUAAAAUAAAAAAAAGACACACAAAUACGGUUGUAGCUGCGCUUAAUAAGAAGCUACAUGUCGGCGGCAAGGUGAUUGAAGUCGCCCACGUUCUUCUGAGAAAUUACCGAAACUAAUUUGGUUAUUUUUGUUUUAUUAAUUUCAAAGACGGGAGAAGGAGGUUGUGUAUAAAUAUGAGGUCCCCCAAGAAACAACAACAAAAAAACAGAUAGAAAGAAACCCUUUUGUGUUUCGAAAAAAAAAAGUGUUCCAAAGAAAAGAGAAAGAAACCCUUCCGUGUUUCAAAAAAAAAAAGAAAAAAAAGAAGAAGAAGAAAGAAACCCUUCUUCUCUCAAACCCUUCUUUUGUGUAAAAAUGAAGAAGAAACCGGUGGGGUAUAGAUUUAGUCCUACUGGACUGGAACUGAUCAACCAUUACCUCAAGAACAAGAUUCUUGAUAAACUAUGGCUCGUCAACGACGCCAUUAACGAGAUCAACAUCUGUGCUCACGAUCCAAAGUUCUUGCCUGCGUUAUCGAAGCUGGACUCAAAGGAUCUUGUAUGGUACUUCUUCUGUCGAAGGGAGUACCACGUACCUGAGAAAAAGAAGGGAACGAAGAGGACAACACCUUCUGGGUAUUGGAAAGCUACUGGUGUUGAUCGGAAGAUCAGGGAGAAGGGUGUUGAGAUCGGGAUCAAGAAGACGCUUGUCUACCAUGAAGGUAAAUCAACUAAUGGUGUUUGGACUCCUUGGGUCAUGCACGAGUAUCACAUCACUUCCUUGCCUCCUACUCAGAGGAACUAUGUUAUCUGCCAAGUAAUGUACAAGGGUGCGGACGGCGAUAGUUUGUACGGUAAUAACUCCAAUGAGUUAAGCCACUCCACCAUGGUCUCUGACUUGAAUACUGUCAGAGAGAUUAACACUGCCCCUGAGGUUGAGCAACCAAGGGAAGAAGAUUUCUACAUGUCUUGGGAUGAUUUGGCCAACCCACUGAACGAGCAGGAUGAUCCCUCUCUAUUCAAUCCAGACACGUUUUUCAACGACGACUACUGCCCUUACCAGCAGCAGCCGCAAGCUCCCUGCGAUGAUGAUUAUAUUAGUAAACUGCUGAGUUUUAACGGAGGGAAUCAUGCUGAUGUACUUGGAGAUCUAGACAUCACAAUGCAAGAGCACCGCAACGAUCACAGGCCAACGAAAGCUUUUACAGGGAUCAUUGUUGAUUGUAGCAGUGAUAACGAUGCUAAAUCCAUAUCUGCAACGGUAAGCAUGUUAGAACCAAUUAUUAUAAAUUUGACAUGCUUGUCCAUGCAAAUUUUGAUUUUACUUUUUAUAAAUAAAUAUUUAUUUUAUAUACAUAAUAUAUAUAUUUUAAAAAUUUAUCACUGCUAAAUAAUUGUUUAAUAUGAUAAUUUUAUUCAAAAUAAUAUUAUAGUUUAUAUCUGCAACGGUAAGCAUGUUGGAACCAACUAUUAUAAAUUUGUCAUGCUUGUCCGUGCAAAUUUUAAUUUUAAUUUUUAUAAAUAGAUAUUAUUUUAUAUACAUAAUAUAUAUUUUAAAAAUUUAUCACUGCUAAAUAAUUAUUUAAUAUGAUAUUUUAAACACAAUAAUAUUAUGGUUUAUAUUUGCAACGGUAAACAUGUUGAAACCAAUUAUCAUAAAUUUGACAUGUUUAUCCGCGCAGAUUUGAUUUUACUUUUUAUAAAUAAAUAUUUAUUUUAUAUACAUUAUAUAUAUUUUUAAAAUUAUCACUGCUAAAUAAUUAUUUAAUAUGAUAUUUUUAAACACAAUAGUAUUAUAGUUUAUAUCUGCAACGGUAAGCAUGUUGGAACCAAUUACUAUAAAUUUGACAUGUUUAUCCGCACAAAUUUUGAUUUUACUUUUUAUAAAUAAAUAUUUAUUUUAUAUACAUAAUAUAUAUUUUAAAAACUUAUCACUGCUAAAUAAUUUUUUAAUAUGAUAAUUUAAACACAAUAAUAUUAUAGUUAAUAUUGAGUUAUUUUAUUUUAUUUUUUGAAUCAUUAAGUGCAUUAUUCACAUUUAUAGAGUACGAUCUGCGUAUUUGUACAUGUAUAUUUUUAUUCUUUAAUAGAUCGAAAAAUUAAUGUAUGAUUAAAUUGUUAUAUGUAUUAUUUAAAUUUGUUGCUAUGUAUUUUACCCGGACCUGAAAACCCAAAUCGAAAAUGAUCCACAAAAAAAGAUUUGGGUCAGGUACGAAUAAUUGUUUAAUAUGAUAUUUCUAAACACAAUAAUUUUAUAGUUUACAUUGACUAAUUUUA
Molecule: messenger RNA, 2326 nt
Organism: Brassica napus (rape)
Lineage: Eukaryota; Viridiplantae; Streptophyta; Magnoliopsida; Brassicales; Brassicaceae
Product: NAC domain-containing protein 69-like
Exons: 4
Coding region: 426-1439 (337 amino acids)
Biological process (GO): regulation of DNA-templated transcription
Molecular function (GO): DNA binding
Source: RefSeq, a predicted model, not a curated record